Lampris incognitus (smalleye Pacific opah) is the source of this 3269-nucleotide messenger RNA. It is a transcript of the gene smo, whose product is annotated as smoothened, frizzled class receptor. Gene Ontology annotation, biological process: positive regulation of smoothened signaling pathway; smoothened signaling pathway; commissural neuron axon guidance. The record is from RefSeq and is a predicted model, not a curated record. The coding region runs from base 5 to 2500 and encodes 831 amino acids. Gene Ontology annotation, molecular function: transmembrane signaling receptor activity; patched binding. The transcript has 12 exons. NCBI's taxonomy places the organism in Eukaryota, Metazoa, Chordata, Actinopteri, Lampriformes, Lampridae. Gene Ontology annotation, cellular component: dendrite; plasma membrane; cilium.
CAAGAUGUCUUCCCACCGCCGCGGCUCCAUUGUUGCAGCUUGCGGGACGCUGCUGUGCGCGUGGGUCGCCGCCGGCGCUGCCCUGGUGUCGCAGAACGGGACGACGUUCAACGACGUCUGCAAGAGAACCACGACGUGCGAGGCGCUGAAGUACAACACAUGCCUGGGCUCGCCGUUACCUUACACGCACACGUCCCUCGUCCUGGCCGAGGACUCCGCCAGCCAGGAGGAGGCUUUCGAGAAGCUGACCAUGUGGUCCGGUUUGCGAAAUGCCCCUGGCUGUUGGUCGGUCAUCCAGCCCCUGCUUUGCGCCGUCUACAUGCCCAAGUGUGAGAAUGGGCGAGUGGAGCUGCCCAGUCAGAGCCUGUGUAUGUCCACACGCCGGCCCUGCAGCAUCGUGGAGCAGGAGAGAGGCUGGCCCAGCUUCCUCCGCUGUGAGAACAUGGACAACUUCCCUAUGGGCUGCGCGAACGAGGUGCAGAAGUUGAAGUUCAACACGUCUGGCCAGUGUGAAGCUCCUCUGGUGAAGACGGACAUCCAGUCCAGCUGGUACAAGGACGUGGAGGGCUGCGGCAUCCAGUGUGACAACCCGCUCUUCACCGAGGAGGAGCACGCUGACAUGCAUGCAUACAUCGCCUACUUCGGCUCCAUCACCCUCCUCUGCACAUUCUUCACUCUGGCCACGUUUCUUGCCGACUGGAAGAACUCGAACCGCUACCCGGCUGUCAUUCUUUUCUACAUCAAUGCCUGUUUCUUCGUGGGCAGUAUUGGCUGGCUGGCUCAGUUUCUGGAUGGAGCGCGACAGGAGAUCGUGUGCAAGAGUGACAACACCAUGCGCCUCGGAGAGCCCUCGUCUUCAGAGACACUGUCCUGUGUUACCAUCUUUAUUAUUGUUUAUUACUCCCUGAUGUCUGGCGUGAUCUGGUUUGUCAUGCUCACCUACGCCUGGCACACAUCCUUCAAGGCCCUGGGUACCACCCAUCAGCCCCUGUCUGGACGAACGUCUUACUUCCACAUGGUCACCUGGUCAAUCCCCUUCGUCCUCACCGUGGCCAUUCUGGCGAUUGCUGAGGUGGAUGGCGACUCGGUGAGCGGCAUCUGUUUUGUGGGCUACAAAAACUAUCACUACCGAGCCGGGUUUGUGCUGGCACCUAUUGGCGUGGUGCUUGUUGUGGGUGGCUACUUUCUCAUUCGAGGGGUCAUGACGCUGUUCUCCAUCAAGAGCAACCACCCAGGACUUCUGAGCGAGAAGGCAGCCAGCAAAAUCAACGAGACGAUGCUGAGACUCGGUAUAUUUGGAUUCCUAGCAUUUGGCUUUGUCUUUAUUACCUUUGGCUGCCACUUCUAUGAUUUCUUCAACCAGGCGGAGUGGGAGAGGAGCUUCAGAGAAUAUGUACUGUGUGAGGCCAACGUGACAAUCGCUUCUCAGACCAACAAGCCGAUCCCAGAAUGCACCAUUAAGAACCGCCCCAGCCUCAUGGUGGAGAAGAUAAACCUCUUCUCCAUGUUUGGGACCGGUAUUGCCAUGAGCACCUGGGUCUGGACCAAAGCCACCAUCCUCAUCUGGAAACGCACCUGGUGCAAGAUUAUUGGCCGUAGUGAUGAUGAACCCAAAAGGAUCAAGAAGAGUAAAAUGAUUGCCAAGGCCUUCUCAAAGCGCAAGGAGCUCCACCAGGACCCAGAGAAGGAGCUGUCCUUCAGCAUGCACACUGUUUCUCACGACGGACCAGUGGCUGGAAUCAAUUUUGACCUGAAUGAGGCGUCCAACGACAUGUCAUCAGCCUGGGCACAGCAUGUGACCAAGAUGGUGGCCAGGCGAGGAGCCAUCUUGCCUCAGGAUAUCUCUGUUACCCCCACGGGUACCCCAGUGCCGCCCCCAGAGGAGAGAAAUAAGCUGUGGAUGGUGGAGGCUGAGAUCUCACCUGAGAUGAUCAAGAGGAAGAAGAAGAAGAAGAGGAGGAAAAAGGAGUUGCGAACCAUGGAGGAGGCGGCAGCAGAUCAUAAGGGCUACGGCCGCCGUGAAUUUGGCCCAAGCUCUGUCCCUCGCCUGCCCAAACUGCCCGGCCACACCAGCCUGGUUGCCAACUUGAGGGAAAAGCAGCGGAAUCAGCUGGAGCUGGAGGAAGAUAUCCUACCGGGGGCAUAUCCAGAUUUCCGCCCCUCACAUCCACUGCCCUAUGAGGAGAGUUACCCCGGCAUGGUCUCCUACCCACCUUAUCAGAGCAGCCGGAGUGACCGAAGCCUACUCUUCAACCUCCCGACCUCCAGCGACCGCCCUGAGGAUCUGGGCCUGGGCCCUCGAUGUCAACCUUCAUUUUCCUCCUGGCAAGCUAGUGGAUCCUUCCACUACCCCGGGGCGGUGAAUCCCGCCACCGGGGCAUCCGAGAGGUCCUCCCGUGUAGCUCGGAUACCAGCUGGCCGGAGGGCAGCAUUUGGACCCAUCCACUCCCGGACCAAUCUAAUGGAGGCAGAGCUAAUGGAUGCUGACUCAGACUUCUGAGAGCACAUCUGGAUAACAUUGUGGGUGUUGCUUUGUGGUACACAGACAGUAAGCUAAGAAAAAGUGCUGGAUACUUUGACUUACGAUGGUGCACCCGCUCGAAGAGCCCAGUGGUCAAGAUGGAUCAAAGCUGGUCAGGAUAUACAUAUAUUUUUUUUAUAUAACAAAGGGAAGUGCAAAAAGAAAAUAUCGUCAAUAAAUGUUGUAAAUAGGGGAAUGGAAAAAAAUAUUUUUUAUAGUUUGUUUUUCAACAAAAUGUCAGAGACGACCCCAUGAUGACAGAACAAAUGAGGCAGCUAAAGUCGUCAUGGCUUGAAACGAUUAUUCACCACAUCGCAACCCCAUGUUUAAUAUGAUAUGCAGCUUAUUUCAUCUCUGCUUGGCUCUCCACAACAUUGAUCCCUGUAAGACUGCUCUGGUCAACUGAGGUUGGAUGGCUAUUUUAGUCGCAUGGGUGUCAAACAAGGUUACUCAUCAGUCAAGGAUUGUUUGCUUAAUGCUGCUAUGAGGAGUAUGGGAUUUUUUGUUGAUUUUGUGCAUUCCUGUGGACAAAAGCAAUAGUGUUUCCCACAGGAAUGGCUUGAUUUCACAUUAACAUUGUCACUUGUUGCAAAAUUCACCUUCUGAUAGUUUUGAGCAUUUGUUUUGAAGAGAAGAAUGACGGGCGUUGUGGCGUUUUGGAGAAAGCUUCAAGGUAUACGGCACUGAGGUAAUACACCAAUCAGCCAAAACAUUAAAACCACUGACAGGUGAACUGAAUAACAUUGAU